Messenger RNA from Anneissia japonica, 2286 nucleotides. Its product is annotated as galactose-3-O-sulfotransferase 2-like. Gene Ontology annotation, cellular component: membrane. Gene Ontology annotation, biological process: glycolipid biosynthetic process. The transcript is spliced from 4 exons. Bases 777 to 2015 code for a protein of 412 amino acids. The record is from RefSeq and is a predicted model, not a curated record. Gene Ontology annotation, molecular function: galactosylceramide sulfotransferase activity. NCBI's taxonomy places the organism in Eukaryota, Metazoa, Echinodermata, Crinoidea, Comatulida, Comatulidae.
UUUGGAGGGGCGUGCGCCACUGAAAUUACAACGACUAUCGGUUUAGAUCAGGGGACAAUAAAUAUUUUCUAACAUUUCUACAUGCAUGAAGAAUUUUUUUAAAUAUACAUUUUGAGCUAUCUUUAAAGAAAAGUCCUGGAUUCUCCCCCUGUGGAAGUGGUAAGUAAAGGAACUUCACUGGCGAGGAGAAGCUAAUCAUUUUGUUAAAGAACAUUGCGAUGAUAAGAAUCUCGGUCCUCACAGACUGCAGAGGUUUGGUAUUUUUUCCGCAUCCGUCGCUUUUACCUGUAAAUUCAAUUUUGAAAUUAAAUUUCUCAUUUUGAAGUAACAUAAUAGGCAUAAUAUAAUUGUCAACACUAAUUUUAUCAUCAAAUUGAUCAUUUUAUAUAGGCCCUACACCAUGAAGAUCUUAGCAUGGUACACUAUUUGCCUAUUAACUACCUUCAUCCAUUUUAGUGGCGAACUUAAAUUACAGUAUAGAUGCUUGGGCUGGGCUUGUUUUACAGGUAAACAUAGCUAUUGUAAACAAGAGAGAUAACACAUAAUAAUAUUAAUAAACGCCCUCAUAUUAUUACUGACUGAUACAUUGACCAAGGUCAUUCUUGGUGACAUGAUCAUAUAAGCAUCUGAUGGUAAAAAUCAAACAGAUUUUUUCCAUGUUAAUUAGUUUGAUUGGUUUAUUAUUUCAGCCUGAAUUUGCAGGACAGACGCGGAGAGGAGAGUUUUAAAGGUCUAACUGACCCGUUAUUUUUUCAUUCGAGCCAUGCAGCGAGAAGAUGCACCAGAAAACAACAGCUAUUUUGGUCACAUUACUUGCUCUUUCAAUAUGCCUACAUGUAUCUUUUUUGUCAACUUCUACGUGUUCUCCGACGGCACCGUUUAGGUCUAUAUACCAGAAACGUACUCACAACGCAACACACACUUUGAAAUUUAUUGAUGAGGUCAUUCAUCCAGCAUCAUCUGUUAAUCCGCCUCAAAGAACAUGUUCGUCAGAGGUAGUAAGAAACGUCGCAUUCAUCAAAACCCACAAGACAGCAAGUACUACAGUAUCACGUAUUGUUGAACGUUUUGGUUAUCUAAACAAUUUAUCGUUCGUUUUGAACCGAAAUAUUCCAAAAAACGGACAUUUUUAUUACAUUUCGUUGAAUGAAAUACUAAGAAAAGGAUAUUUUCUACCACAGAGAGGUAACUGGUCCACCGAAUAUUCCAAUUACAGAUACAAUAUCUCUACGGUACACGUUCUUUACAAUAGGACAAUCUUCGAAACCUUCAUGGACAACAGGACGAAGUAUAUAACUAUUUUACGCAACCCUAUAGAUCAGUUUGUAUCAGCAUUUGGAUAUUUUUCCUUCAAGAAAGUAGUGAAAAUUGCAAACGAUUCAAAAGCACUGGACAUAUUUAUGGAAAGGCCAACGUUUUAUCGAAACAGAUUUGGAAAUUCUAGCGCCCUUUGGAGGUACUCGCGCAACAAUCAAAUGUUCGAUCUCGGACUUGAACACAAGUUCCAUACAAAUGUCACAUUGGUAAAGGAAAAGAUAAAAGAAAUUGAUGAAGAAUUUGAUUUUAUACUAAUAGGAGAUUACCUGGACGAAUCAUUGCUUAUUCUACGAAAAAUGUUUUGCUGGAGUUUCGAAGACAUAAUGUAUGCUUCACAAAAUCGUCGGAAAACUAAAAAGGAAAGCAUAGGGGACGAUUUGCAACGUAAAAUCCGCCAGUGGAAUGGUGUUGAUGCGAUGUUGUAUGAUCAUUUUAAUAAAACACUUUGGAGAAAGAUUGCUGAAUAUGGAAACGAUUUUGAACGAGAUCUUGAACAUUUGCGUAAUCUUAAUCAACAGCUUAUUGAUAAUUGCACCAGCGGAGAAGUUACGAAAAUACAUUUUAGAGGGUUCAAACAGACUAAAUUUCUUCUAGCUAAGAACGCAACUGACCUCUGCAAACUCGUUAUUGACACAAGAAGUACACUCUUUAGACGUAUUUGGGACGCGCAGAACAUUUUGAAACCAUCACGUAACUGACGUCAUUAUCGAAAGUUAGAAUGAAUGAAAAUCAUUUUGGAAUUAGAUGCUACAGUAGUCACUUUCUAUUUAUUAUACAGUACAAUAUUGUUUUCGAAGUCAUACUAUUACUAGCGACUGGUUUUGCCAAAUUUUGUAUUCUGACAUUUUCUCUUCGGCGGACGAGCCUGCGAUGACAAAAGAAUGGCCCACAACAUUGCAUUCUGUCCAAUGUGUUUUUAUACUAUAAAGUCAGGCUCCGGAGGAAAAAAAAAUUUUGAUAUGUUGUAGA